UUUUCUAAAUUAGUAUUUUUGUUUCUAAACCGAUGUAUUGAUAUUUGAUAUAGAACUUCACAAUUUUUUUUUUGCGACUCCCGCAUUGUCGUUUUUCGUUUUUGUCCUUAGGUUUGAUGAUUUUAGAUUUGUGGAGUCUUAAUUUAAUAUUCCAAAAUAAUAAGACGUUUGUAUUCGGUUUCAACAACGAGGAGAAAAUAAUAUGAAGUUCAUAAAAGGAAAGAGACCACAAAAUGGCCAAUCAGGACGUACUAAAGCUUUUCAAUCUCUUCUGCAAGGGGGUACUCGUAAUCGUUUACGUGUAGCAGCAGCUAAUAAAGCAGCCAAGAUGAAACGUUUAAAAGCCGUUCAAAAACACUCUACAAAUGGCAAACUUAACAAUAAAAAUAGGAUGUCUAAGAAUAAUGCUAGAGUAGCAAUUAAUGUGGUUGAUGCUCGUGUUAAACUUUUGCAAAAAGCUUUAGAAAAACCAACAGUGAUAGUAGACGCUAGACAAAAGUUAACAAAUCAAAAAGAUGCUCGUGAAAAGAUCCAGGAACGUCGUUUACAUUCGACAUCAUAUGAUACACUACAAGAUAUAGGCACAUCAAGAGGCCAUUCCAAUAACUUAGGUCGAGUAAAAAUUGACCGUCGUGGUAUUCUUACUGUCAAGUCUAUUUUGGAUGAAAGAGCAUCUUCACAUCAUUCUAGUUAUAGAGAAAGACGACCAGACAGACUGCCUUCUGUAAAUCAAGGACGUUUUGAUACUGUAGAAAAAAGACGCAGCAGCAAUACUUUCAAUUCAGAGCUGAAUACAUUUAGAAGUGACAGACCUAUUGAAGAAAUUAGACCGGUGAGACGGGAUAUGAGAAUAUCAAGACGUCCAAUUCCAAAUACACAGUCUAUGAGACGACCGCCAGAGCGUCCUACAAGACCAAUGAGAAUUAAUGAUAAACCAUAUAAUAGACCUAUGGCAAUGGAUUAUGAGGAUUCAAUGGAAUGGGAAGAUACAAAUAGAUAUUCUCCAGCACCAGUAAUGAGACGGAAUGUAGGAAACACAAUGUUCAAUCAUGAUGGAUAUCAAGAUGAUUUAUCAGAUAGAAAUUCAAGAAAUCAUAGAGGAUUGAGUGAAACGUUACGUUCAAGAUUGGACUCUCAUCAAGUAGCCUUAGCUAAACGUUCACGACCACCUAUAGGCCAUAAAAUUAUUAUAUCCAACUUAGAACCAUCAGUGACAUGUGAAGAUAUAAGAGAACUUUUUGCGGAUAUAGGGGAUUUAUUAGAUUCUAAAGUGAUUCGACCGGGUGUUGCUGAAGUGAUUUAUAAUCGCCGUGCUGAUGCUAUUCAAGCAGUAGAUGUAUAUCACAACCGACAGCUGGAUGGCAGGCCUAUGAAAUGUGACAUGGUGAGGAAUGCUGGUUCUAACACUGGGCCAAUAUCUGUAUCUGGAACAAGUCGUAGAAUGCCUUCACGUGGUGCUGAUAUGUAUAAACCAUCAGCGUAUGUCGGUUAUGAUUUAGAUGCAGUACAUUCUGCAUUAUUUAAUAAAUAAAAUAUUUGUCUAAACCAUCAAUGUAUGCAAUUUUACUAAAUUCAUAUAUCACAUUUUUUUUUGUAACAAUUUAUAACUCACAUUUCACAAAAAUGCAGAUGUGUAUUUUAAAAUUAUAUUUUUUUUCUCCAAAAUUCAAUAAAAUUAAAAUUUAUAAAUAUAUUAUG
Molecule: messenger RNA, 1698 nt
Organism: Diuraphis noxia (Russian wheat aphid)
Lineage: Eukaryota; Metazoa; Arthropoda; Insecta; Hemiptera; Aphididae
Biological process (GO): mRNA export from nucleus
Cellular component (GO): nucleus
Molecular function (GO): mRNA binding
Source: RefSeq, a predicted model, not a curated record